Molecule: messenger RNA, 1083 nt
Organism: Cyclospora cayetanensis
Lineage: Eukaryota; Apicomplexa; Conoidasida; Eucoccidiorida; Eimeriidae
Product: 2-oxoglutarate dehydrogenase, mitochondrial-like
Exons: 8
Biological process (GO): tricarboxylic acid cycle
Cellular component (GO): oxoglutarate dehydrogenase complex; mitochondrion
Molecular function (GO): oxoglutarate dehydrogenase (succinyl-transferring) activity; thiamine pyrophosphate binding
Source: RefSeq, a predicted model, not a curated record
AUGACCGUCGUCUCUUUAGGAUUUGAGUUUGGCUAUUCUAUGGAGCAUCCAGACACGCUGAGCAUAUGGGAGGCGCAGUUCGGAGAUUUCAGCAACGGCGCGCAGAUUAUCACGGAUCAGUUUAUUGCCUCUGCAGAAGUCAAGUGGAAUCGGCAGAACGGCCUUGUGCUGCUCCUGCCACACGGCUAUGACGGACAGGGGCCUGAGCAUUCCUCUGCACGCAUCGAGCGCUUUCUGCAACUUUGCGAUGACAGAGAGGACGUAAUUCACGAAGAGAACUGGGAGCUUUCUCGGUCGUCCGUCAUUCAGCAGCACAACAUUCAGGUUCGACGACUUGUGUGUGAUGUAUGUAUGUGUAUAGAUACAUUUGUAGUAGUCCCCACAGUGCCUUCCAACACUUUCCACGUGCUCCGACGUCAAGUUCAUCGCGCCUUCAGAAAACCUUUGGUUGUCUUCUCGCCGAAACGCAUGCUUCGCAUGCGUCAAGCGAUGAGCUCGCUCAUGGAUAUCAUGGAAGGCACCAGAUUCCGAAGGUACAUCCCGGACGAGUCGAUUUCCGAUCCAGCAGCCGUCGAACGCUUGAUUUUGUGCUGUGGUCAAAUUUACUAUGAUCUGCACGCCGAACGCGAGCGCCUCAGGAGCGAAGAGACAGGACCAGACAAUCCAGGGGGGAAAGUUGCUCUCGCCCGCGUUGAGCAGCUGUCGCCUUUUCCCUUCGACUUGGCGAUCAAGGAUCUCCAGAUCUAUCCGAAUCUGAAGUCCGUUGUUUGGGCGCAAGAGGAGCCUAUGAAUCAGGGCGCGUGGUUCUAUACAAGCAAGCGGAUCGAAUCUUGUCUGCGUCACUUGGGUUGCCCCAGCCACAUCGAGCGGCCGCUUUAUGUUGGCAGAGAUGUUAGUGCCACGACGGCUGUUGGUGACAAAGGUCUUCAUGACAAGGAGCUAGCUCAGCUGCUUGGCGACGCCUUCAAUCUGGAAUGCCGUGAAAAUUCGUACCUAAGCAAAUACCUUUCUAGGAGAGUCCAGGCAGAACGUCGGCAGCAGGAGCAGAAGCAGCAGCAGAAGCAGCAGCAACAGCGCGAAGAA